AUGAUCUUACAACACACACUAUUGAAACAGAUAGUAAUCAUAGGAGCAGUUGCCGUAGCCUAUUUGCAAAGAGUCAGCUGUGCAUCAGAGAACAUGGAUGUGCCAAAGGACAAGAAUGCAUUUUUAUCCUGUGCGGCUAGCUAUUGGGACGGCCAAGUUGCUUUCGUAGAAAAACAAGUUAAAAUACGCAGUGAUUUUAUUGAACACGUUGAUCGUGUCACCUUUAAAGAUCUACGAUUUGACGGAAAUAACUAUAUGGGAAUAGGAAAGGAAACCAUGUUUGAAAUAACAGAGGAUUUGUCGGCUCUUAAAGAAGAUCAGAGAGAAAUGAUGAAGCUAUUAGAGCCAUCGAGUGAAUCAACUGCUCUUAUCGAUGAAGAACAGGCCACUUCUAGCAGUGACCAAGAGAAAAAUACCAUUCAGCCAGCCUUAAGGGAUGUGUUGUCAAAAAUGCUUAAAAGAAACACUGCGCUCAUUGAAAAACUAGACAAGUUCAGCUCAGACAUGCUAAAACUUGUAAGAAAUUACACUUUACUGAAAAAAACAGAUAUCCAGCUGGACGACCUCGUGCUGUUUAAGCUAGCAGAGAAAAAUAGAACACUCCCCACUAACAUCAUACUGUCUUUCUUUGACGUAGAGUCAUCUAUCUCUGCUUUUGACGGCAAAAUUAGCAGACAGAAACUGGACGAGAUAGUUGAUUGCUUAAGCAGCAGCAGCCUUGACAACAAAGAGCUUAUUCAUAGUUAUGUGUGCACAGUAAUGGAAGACAUAAUGCAAAAGAGAGAACACCCGUUAGUGUCAGCUGAUAAACACUUUUCAACUAUACUGGAUAAGUACGGACUGAAUCUGGCAGCAGAUGAAAAUAUAAUGGAUGUCUAUUCCAGUCUACUGAAGGAUCUUGCAGGUGCAGAGAUAAGCCAGUUCAAAGACACCGCGCCUAACAAGGUUAUGAAAUUGAUAAUGAUUGAACACCUGAUGGAUGAGAAUCUAUUGAAAUACAAGAAGAACAGUUUGUUUUCUAACUUAGAAAAGAUAAUACUGAGCAUGGAAGAAAAGCAGCAGGCUAAAAUACUUACUGUUCUAAGCAUGCUGUGGAAUGACUGGUACUUCAAGUUAAGAAAAAAUGACAUAUUCAGAAGCGAUGCCUGCAAAGAGCUUAACCUGAACGUUUAUUUCUUUGAAAAACUGCUGAAAAACAUCGGGUCUUUUAAAUGGAUAUAUGCUAUGGGCAUGCCUGAUUUAGACACACCCACUUCAUUUCCAAAAAACAAACUGGCAAAAGAAAUACACUUUGACAUGUCCUACCUGCACCCCAUGUGGUAUAUGUGCAGGCGAUAUGAGAGCAUUAGCCAUCUAGACAGGCCCGAUCCUAAAUCUAAGGGUAAGCCAUUCAUGACCAGAAAAAACGACUUGGUCACACUUAGACCGCACAGAAUAAGUAAAAUCGAUGAUGAGUUGACACGCGCAGAGAACAUGCGCGAUUUCAUGAAUACGUGUUUUUCUUCAUCACCCGUUAAAAUCAAAAUUUUCCAUGAAUAUCCAAACAGCGGCACAUACGACUAUACGUACAAUAGAAUACUUAAGUGUUUAGAGCUGCCUCUAAUAGAAGAUACAAGAGAUGCACUUCAAAGAAGAAGAAAAAGGAAUAUUUAA
This is a messenger RNA of Nematocida minor, 1653 nucleotides long. RefSeq lists its product as uncharacterized. The record is from RefSeq and is a predicted model, not a curated record. NCBI's taxonomy places the organism in Eukaryota, Fungi, Microsporidia. The transcript has a single exon. The coding region runs from base 1 to 1653 and encodes 550 amino acids.